Messenger RNA from Ornithorhynchus anatinus (platypus), 3965 nucleotides. RefSeq names its product aminoadipate-semialdehyde dehydrogenase (gene AASDH). The record is from RefSeq and is a predicted model, not a curated record. Gene Ontology annotation, biological process: amino acid activation for nonribosomal peptide biosynthetic process. Lineage: Eukaryota; Metazoa; Chordata; Mammalia; Monotremata; Ornithorhynchidae. The coding region runs from base 103 to 3744 and encodes 1213 amino acids. The transcript has 17 exons. Gene Ontology annotation, molecular function: protein binding.
ACGUCACGCGGCGUCGCCGCCGCACGUGGGGCCUACUUUGGUUCGCCCAGAAGCCCAACCGUCGUCUUGAGCAGCAGUAACAUCUUUUCCCGCGCCAUAAUAAUGGCUUUUAAGACUCUUCCUAAUAAUGGCGAUAUUUGGGAAUCGGAAACCACCCUCAAAACGACGCUCCACGAGAUGGUGCUCCAGGCGGCCGUACCGCAUUCAGACCGGACAGCCGUCUGUUUCGACCAGUGCGACGAUCGUCUUCCCGUGUAUUUCACCUACAAGACCGUCGUCGAAAUGGCCGCGGAACUGACCAGGUUUCUGCAGACGCACUGUGACCCUCAAGAGACGCGUGAAAUCGGCCUCUGUUGCUACCCUGGAAUAAGGCUGCCUUCUUGGAUUUUGGGAAUUCUCCAAGUCCCCGCUGCUUACUGUCCGAUUGACCCGGAUGCCCCAACAGUGUAUUCUGCCUAUUUUAUGAGGAAAUGUAACCUGAAGUACGUCCUCGUGGAAGCCAGUCAAGUGGAUAAGUUCCAGUCCUCCUACGCAUCCCAGUGGAGCCAACAUUCGAUACCGGGGAGCCACCUCGGCCUGACGCUCUUCAAACUCCACUGGAAUGGCGUCGACGGGCACCUCCCGGCCAGAGAGGGCAAAGAGGAAUGCGCGGAGGAGAAAACGAGGGACGCGGGGAGUUUUCCGAACGGGUCCGGAGGAGAUCCGGGAGCAAGCGUGGAUGCCGGGGCGCCUGGCCGCCUGGCUUACGUUCUGCAUACAUCCGGGACGACGGGGGUCCCCAAGAUAGUCCGAGUGCCCCACCGCUGCAUAACGCCGAACAUCCAGCACUUCCGAGCCAUUUUCCGAGUGAGGCCGGACGACGUUCUGUUCAUGGCGUCUCCCCUGACCUUUGACCCGUCGGUCGUGGAUCUCUUCGUCGCCCUGACCAGCGGCGCGUCCCUGCUGAUGGUCCCCGACGCCGUGAAAAUGGUCCCGUCCCAGCUGGCCGCCGCCCUCUUUCAUCGACACGGGGUCACGGUCCUCCAGGCCACCCCAACGUUGCUGAGGAGAUUCGGGGCUCGGCUUCUGAAAUCGACGGCGCUUUCGGCUGGCAGUCCCCUCCGGGUCCUGGCCCUGGGCGGAGAACCCUUCCCCGCCCUGGCCACCUUCCGGUCCUGGCGAGCCGAGGGCAACGGGACACAAGUGUUCAAUGUCUACGGCGUCACCGAAGUGUCCAGCUGGGCCACGUGCUACAGGAUCCCGGCGGCCGACCUGGACCCCUCUUCGAGCUCGGAGAGUCCCGUGCCCCUUGGAGCCCCGCUGCUUGGGACGAUCGUCGAAGUCAGGGACCCAGACGGAUGUCGAAUCGAAGAUGGCGACGGCCAAGUCUUUAUAGGUGGUGAAGAGCGGGUGUGCUUCCUCGACGACGAAACCACAGUGCCCUCGGGCACCAUGCGAGCCACGGGGGACCUCGUGACCGUGAAGGGGGAGGACUUGUUUUUCUUGGGCCGGAAGGACGGUCAGAUUAAACGUCACGGCAAGCGCCUCAACCUCGAGGGAGUGCAGCAGGCCGCCGAGCGCCUCUGUGGAGCGGAAGCCUGCGCGGUGACUUGGGGACCCCGAGAAGGGCUGCUUCUCUUCGUGGUGCCCUCGGGCCGUCUGGCCAAGGAGCAGCUCCUGGGGGAACUGGAGAGACGCCUUCCGAGGCACGCGCUCCCCGACGACCUGGUGUUCGUCGAGGCCCUGCCGUUCACCUCCCACGGCAAAAUCGACAGGCCCGCAUUGACCAAGAUGUACUGGAGCCACCGAAAACUGAAUGGGGCCUGCAAGCUCCGGGGAGAAGAGCAACUCUGGGAACGAUUGCAGGAUAUAUGGACGUCUGUCCUGAGACCUGGAGGAGACCCUCGAGGAGUUCCCAAGGACUCGCUGUUCCUCAGCAGCGGGGGAGACUCCCUCAAGUGUCUGCGGUUCCUGGAGGAGGUGGAAGGCCUGGUGGGCACGGCAGUUCCCGGACUGCUGGAAGUGAUCCUCAGCCGCCCCAUCUCGGAAAUCCACAGCCACGUCCUCCGGGCGGCGUUCCCCAGUGACACGGCCACGAGGAAGCGCCGGCGAGGGGAACGCGUGGACCCGGAGCCCGGGAAGCCCGGCGGCGCCGACCCGGGGCCGGAGCCCGGGAGGCCCGGCGGCGCCGACCCGGGGCCGGAGCCCGGGGGGCCCGGCGGUACCGACCCGGAGCCGGCCACCUUCGUGGCCGUGAGCCGCGGGAGCCAGGUCUCGGAGCUCAGCGCGCCCAGCCGGGGACCCGCGGGCCGGCGGGCCGGGCCGGGGGCCCUGACGCUGCGGGUCCGGUGGCGGUCGGACACCGGGCGGUGCGUGGACGCCUCCCCGCUGGUGGCGGUGGGAACGGCCGCCGGGGAUUCUUCGGCCACCGUGUACGUGGGCUCCCACUCGGGCCGGCUGCAGGCCCUCGACCUCCGUUCCGGCCGGCUUAAGUGGGAGCGGGUCCUCGGUGACCGGGUCGAGUCCUCCGCCUGCCUGUCCCGCUGCGGACGCCUCGUCGCUGUCGGGCCCCGGCCGGGGUCCUCCUGCCCGACCAGGCUGCUACGACGGCUUCGUCUACGUGCUCCGGAGCGCCACUGGGGAAACGCACUGGCGGUUCGCCACGCGGGACGCCGUGAAGAGCUCUGCGGCUCUGGAUCCUUCCACGGGGCUCCUCUACGUGGGCUCUCACGACCAGCACGUGUACGCGCUGGACGUCUACGAGCGGAAGCGUGUCUGGGAGCUGCACUGCGGAGGAGGAGCCGUGUUUGCGUCCCCGUGCCUGAGCCUGGCUCCGCACCGCCUCUACGUCGCUACGCUGGGAGGACUCUUGGUGGCCGUCAAUCCGGCGAGCGGGCAUGGCGUUUGGAAGCACUCGUGCGGAAAGCCCCUCUUCUCUUCGCCCCGGUGCUGCCCGCCGGGGGUCUGCGUCGGCUGCGUGGACGGGAAUCUCUACUGUUUCAACCACGCAGGAGAACAGGUGUGGCAGCUGUCCACGGGCGGGCCCGUCUUCUCGUCCCCCUGCAUCUGGGCAGCGGACGACCGGAACCUCUUCCUCGGCUCCCACGACGGCUGCGUCUACUGCUGCGACGCGGAAGGCCGUCAGCGGUGGAAGUUCGCAGCCUCGGCCCCGGUGUACGCCACCCCGUUCGCCUUCCGGAGCCCCCGCCCGGCCGGCGAGACCUUGGUGGCCGCGGCCUCCACGGAUGGGCGGCUGUGGGUGCUGGACGCCGAGAGCGGACAGGCGCGGGCCACGGCGGAGCUGCCUGGGCAGGUCUUCUCUUCUCCCGUGGUCUGGGGUGCGCUGCUUGUCGUCGGCUGCAGGGACGACGGCGUGUACGGGCUCGAGCUGGCACCGGCCGCCCCCGCCCCUUGACCGGAACAGCCGCCGGAGCCGUCGGCCCGCCGCCUGGGCCCCGUCCGGUCAGCCUGCACGCCGAGGGAAGCUGGGAAUCGGAGGUGCAGAGUCCACGCGUGACAGUCACCCCCAGGGCCGUCCAAAGCACCUACCAGCCGGGCUCGUCCAGUUGGCCGCUUCUCACCCCGUCGAAAUCUCCGGCCGACGUCGCCAACCCUGCAAGGCCCCGGGAGCCCAGCCGGCCCCGGGACCCGCCGUGGACCUCGGGGCGACCUCGGCGCCGUCCGGGAGAAACCGGAGCUGAGCUCGUCGAGAGGGGUUCUUACCAAGAGAAGCCCCGGGCGCCUCCGCUGAAGAGCACGGGCUGACCCGCGGCCGACGUCGCCCCGCGGUCUGCCCGCCCGGCCCGGGGCUCCGCGUGCGCCCGGAGGAGCUGCGAGGCGGCGGCGGGCCGGGCAACCACGCCGCGCCGGCCGACCGUUCUCUGGAUCCAGUAGGACAUGCUUCUUCCCCUUCCCUCCCCACCCGCCACCCCCUUUUCUUUACCUUAUGGGAAAAUGAGAAAUAAAUAACAAGGGUAGAGGGGGAA